This is a messenger RNA of Ziziphus jujuba (common jujube), 1732 nucleotides long. Its product is annotated as pathogen-associated molecular patterns-induced protein A70. The transcript has a single exon. Lineage: Eukaryota; Viridiplantae; Streptophyta; Magnoliopsida; Rosales; Rhamnaceae. The coding region runs from base 327 to 1184 and encodes 285 amino acids. The record is from RefSeq and is a predicted model, not a curated record.
UGUGCAGCGUACAUGACCAGAAAUCAUCCUCAUUCCAAUUUCCAUUUAUCUUUUUAUGCGAAAGGAAGCACUAGUUGGAGUCAGUCAACUCGCAAACAUAGCUAUCGACCUAAGACUCAGAGCUAAAUAAAUAACCCCUCGCCCUCUUCACACCACAUAAAUUGCUGUUCUCCAAUUUUAAUUCACCUCCUUUCUCAUCUAUUCUCUGCCAAACAACGUACACUCACUCGCUCACUCACUUACUUACUGUGUCUCGGCAAAACAAGAGCCACUCUUGCACAAAGCAAGAGCAAAAAGCUAAAUUAGGAAUUCAGUACAUCACGGUGAUGACGAUGAUAGGUGGUUCCGUGUGGACUUUGAUGACCAGCUGGUUCACUCCUACUUCUCUGUUCCUUUUUGUCAACCUCGUCAUCCUAAUCAUCCUCCUCACCUCCCGCAAAACGCCAGUGGAGCCACACCAUCAUCAUCAGCAGCAGCAGCAGCAUCAACUCGCCCGAGUCCCCUCGCUUUUGGACCGAGUCAGGUCCUUCAACUUGUCCCCUUACAAAUUCGAAUUCGACCAACCCUCGACCACUCAUCACUUCAACCAACACGUCACAACAACAACAACAACAACGGAAUCCCCCGCCGGUGGGCAUGAACAACACCUGUAUCCGGAUAAUCAGGCCCCGCUUGCCCGCACUCCUUCUCUCCUCGACCGCCUUAAGUCCAUCAACUUGACCUCUCUCUACAGAUCAUCGGAACACGAACAUCCCAACCCACAAACCGAAAUUCUUGAUUCUCCAGAGAGACCCGACCACGAAACGGUGCUCAUGAAGCCCCAGCCCAACCAAAGUUCGGAGUCGGACCAUGACCAUUUGGUCAGGAGGAGCAAAUCGGACUCGGGUAGCGGGGACACGACCAGUGGCCAGCCGGAGAAGAUGAAGAAGUCUGCCAGCGAGAGAGAGGGCUUGGGAAGAUUAAUCAAAGAGGACGAGAUCUUGGAGCGUCCUGUUCCAGCUACAACGAGGGUGGAGAAGUGGAGCGAUCAAAGCAGAGUGAGCGAAACGAGGUCGUCUGGGGACGAGGAAGGGGUGGAUGCAAAAGCCGCCGACUUUAUCAACAGGUUUAAGCAGCAGUUGAGGUUGCAGAGGCUGGACUCUCUCAAGCGUUUCUCAGAGAUGCUCAAGGGAAAGCAGUGUUAGUUAAGAGAGCUUUCUUUUCGGUGUUGUUUUUAUUAUUAUUAUUGUUUUUAAUCGGAAAGUUGGUGAGGAGGUUAAACUAAACUAGUUUCAGAGAGCUAGAGCUAGAGCUAGGGAGUAUCAGCAUCAUCAUCUGCAUUGGUAUUUUGGGAAAUUUGGUUGUUGAGAUUGGCUGUGACUGGUGAUUACGGGAGGAGGUUGGUGUUACUGUUCUGUCAGCGGUCUGUCCACUGAUUUACAUCAUUGUAGAAUAGGAUCUUGAGAAGCGGUGAAGGAAAGGCUACAAUGACCACAAUGGCCUUUGCUAUUUCCUUGAGAGUUUUUGAUCAACUGGAUGGUUAUCCAGUCCUUGUCGCUGCUUUGGAUUCUUUUGGUCGUUUCAACAUUUUCCACAAGUCUCUGUGUGUGUGUGGCCUGUUCCUGAUUUGAUUUUGGCCUGCUCCUGACUUGAUUUUUCUUUUUCUUCCCUGUGUGUCUAUUUAGUUCUACUGCAUUGAGCUAGCUAAACUUGGUUCCAUCUCUUAUUAUUAAUAUUUACCUUUCAUUUGCAA